This is a messenger RNA of Eleginops maclovinus (Patagonian blennie), 3275 nucleotides long. RefSeq names its product mannose-P-dolichol utilization defect 1 protein-like. NCBI's taxonomy places the organism in Eukaryota, Metazoa, Chordata, Actinopteri, Perciformes, Eleginopidae. Gene Ontology annotation, biological process: oligosaccharide biosynthetic process. The transcript is spliced from 7 exons. The coding region runs from base 70 to 789 and encodes 239 amino acids. The record is from RefSeq and is a predicted model, not a curated record.
UGUAAACAGCGGGGAACCUUUGAACCACUCGCCCUGUCACCGAGCAGCAGUCCCGGCUGCAGCUCCACCAUGGCCGCGUCUCCGUUCAAACACUUCCUGGUUACUUUUCUAAUGCCCGAGAAAUGUUACGAGAGGUUCUUCGUCAACUUUCACAUGAACGUGGCUUGCCUAAAGUUUGUGAUGAACAGAGUUGUUGGAUUUUGGAUCUUACUGGACACUUUCCUGGCGCAGCUACCUCAGCUGCUGAAGAUACUGUGGAGAAGAAGUGCAGACGGCCUGAGCCUGACCUCCGCCCUGCUGCAACUGUAUGCCUUUUCCUGUCCUGUUGUGUACGCCAUAGCACACCACUUCCCCCUCUUUGCCUGGGUUGAGAGGCUCAUCACGUUGACACAGACCGCCACCAUUGUGUUCCUCAUCCUGCAUUAUCGUGGCAAAACCCUCACAGGAAUUCUGUUCCUCUUGGCUUUUGGGGGUUCCAUUUUCCUUCUGGCGUCCUAUGCAGCUGCAGCAGUUGUCUCAGCGAUGCAGGCCUCCAGUUUGGCAGCCUUAAUUGCAAGCAAGGUUUUCCAGGCAGGAACAAACUACAGUAACGGCAGCACCGGCCAGCUGUCCACCCUGUCUGUGCUUCUGUCCUGGGCCGGAUCUCUUGGAUUUAUCUUUGUGUCUCUACAGGAGACAGGAAACUGGUUAGCUACUCUGUCACACACACUGUCAGCCUGUCUGAGCUGCGUCCUCCUGGCCCAGGUCCUCUGCUGCAGUCCGGCUGCCGCUAAGAAGAAGAGCGACUAGAGGCGGAGGACAGUGACAAACAAACAUCGUGUGAAAAUCCUUCCUGUCCUUUAAGGAAAUGCUUUGGGAUUCUGAGCCAGAUGUUGGAAUAUAAAUACAGCACGGAUGUAGCAGGAAAUGUUUACAGAACACUUUUUGAAGAUAUAUAUGGCUUUGUGUUCCUUUCAGAUCCUUUAUAAUGAGGACAUAUUCUGCUCAUUUUCAGGAUCACAUAUGAGGGACAUGUCUCCAUGCUUUAAUGUUCAAAAAGAUCUUUAUUGUUCUCAUACUGCCUGUGCUGCAUCACCUCUUUCCACCCUCUGUCUGAAACCAGAGCCAAGUCUGCUCUGAUUGUUUAGCUGGUCGGCUCUGUUGUUCAGAGAUCCCCCGCUCCUUAACGUGAACAGAGUGCUCACUGUUGCUCGGUAACACUGUGGACAUUUGCAGGACCUCAGCCAAGACAUACCGAGGUAACCUAGGCAGCACCAGGACACAUUAACCUUGCUUGUGUUUUCCAUCCAACAUCUCAGAGCAGAGGUGGGAAGUAACUAAAUACAUUUACUACUAGUACUGUACUUAAGUUCAGUUUUGAGGUAAUUGUACUUUUCUUGAGUAUUUCCAUUUUAUGCUAAUUGUACUUUUCCUCCACUACAUGUAUUUAAUCCCUUUAGUUGCUAGGCAGAUUUGGAUUAAUGGUGUGAAGUAUAAUCAGCCCUUAAAUCACCUGGAGUAAAUCCAGCAGCUACCCUGCAGUAUACAAAGCCAUUCAAACUAGCUGCACCUUUACCAGCUCUGAGAACACUUUAAUGAUCAAUCAUUAUAAAACAUAUCAUAUUAUUCUGAAAUAGACCAAUCAAACAAUGACUACUUUUACUGUCGCUACUUUAAGUACAUUUAGAUGAGAGUACUUUCUACUUUCACUGGAGGAACAUUUAGAAUACUUUUACUGUGACAGAGUAUUCCUACACUCUGGUACUUCUACUUUACUCAAGUACAAGACCUGAGUACUUCUACUUUACUCAAGUACAAGAUCUGAGUACUUCUACUUUACUCAAGUACAAGAUCUGAGUACUUCUCCCACCUCUGACUAAAUGGGAUGUGGCUCACCAGAUAUGAUAAACCAUUUCUUUAUUUGUUUUUAUACAUUUAUGGCUUCUCUUUGUUUUACACUUUAAGCUAGAGGCGGAGGACAGUGACAAACAAACAUCGUGUGAAAAUCCUUCCUGUCCUUUAAGGAAAUGCUUUGGGAUUCUGAGCCAGAUGUUGGAAUAUAAAUACAGCACGGAUGUAGCAGGAAAUGUUUACAGAACACUUUUUGAAGAUAUAUAUGGCUUUGUGUUCCUUUCAGAUCCUUUAUAAUGAGGACAUAUUCUGCUCAUUUUCAGGAUCACAUAUGAGGGACAUGUCUCCAUGCUUUAAUGUUCAAAAAGAUCUUUAUGUUUCUCAUACUGCCUGUGCUGCAUCACCUCUUUCCAGCCUCUGUCUGAAACCAGAGCCAAGUCUGCUCUGAUUGUUUAGCUGGUCGGCUCUGUUGUUCAGAGAUCCCCCGCUCCUUACCGUAAACAGAGUGCUCACUGUUUCUCGGUAACACUGUGGACAUUUGCAGGACCUCAGCCAAGACAUACCGAGGUAACCUAGGCAGCACCAGGAAACAUUAACCUUGCUUGUGUUUUCCAUCCAACAUCUCAGAGCAGAGGUGGGAAGUAACUAAAUACAUUUACUACUAGUACUGUACUUAAGUUCAGUUUUGAGGUAAUUGUACUUUUCUUGAGUAUUUCCAUGUUAUGCUAAUUGUACUUUUCCUCCACUACAUGUAUUUAAUCCCUUUAGUUGCUAGGCAGAUUUGGAUUAAUGGUGUGAAAUAUAAUCACCCCUUGAAUCAGACUUUAGUUCACCUGCAGUAAAUCCAGCAGCUACCCUGCAGUAUACAAAGCCAUUCAAACUAGCUGCACCUUUACCAGCUCUGAGAACACUUUAAUGAUCAAUCAUUAUAAAACAUAUCAGAGAUAUUAUUCUGAAAUGGACCAAUCAAACAAUGACUACUUUUACUGUCGCUACUUUAAGUACAUUUAGAGGAGAGUACUUUCUACUUUCACUGGAGGAACAUUUAGAAUACUUUUACUGUGACAGAGUAUUCCUACACUCUGGUACGUCUACUUUACUCAAGUACAAGAUCUGAGUACUUCUACUUUUACUCAAGAACCAGAUCUGAGUACUUCUACUUUUACUCAAGUACAAGAUCUGAGUACUUCUACUUUACUCAAGUACAAGAUCUGAGUACUUCUACUUUACUCAAGUACAAGAUCUGAGUACUUCUACUUUACUCAAGUACAAGACCUGAGUACUUCUCCCACCUCUGACUACAUGGGAUGUGGCUCACCAGAUAUAAUAAACCAUUUCUUUAUUUGUUUUUACACAUUUAUGGCUUCUCUUUGUUUUACACUUUAAGCUGAAUUUAAUAGUGCUGUAUAUCAUUGUCUAUGUAAUAAAGUUAAAGAUUUAAAAGA